Messenger RNA from Pyrus x bretschneideri (Chinese white pear), 1789 nucleotides. Its product is annotated as DEAD-box ATP-dependent RNA helicase 1. NCBI's taxonomy places the organism in Eukaryota, Viridiplantae, Streptophyta, Magnoliopsida, Rosales, Rosaceae. Gene Ontology annotation, molecular function: ATP binding; nucleic acid binding. Gene Ontology annotation, cellular component: nucleus. The record is from RefSeq and is a predicted model, not a curated record.
AGUGGAAGCCGUUGAAGCUUGAAGCUAGGGUUUUAGUAACCAGAACCUGGUCUCUUUUUUUUUCUUCAGAUUUUAACCGAAGCUUCAAAAUUUGUUCAUAAUUUAGGAAAAUGGGCGCCGAAGAAGAAGAUAAUCAGAAGAGCAUACCAGUUCUGCCAUGGAUGCGAAGCCCAAUCGAUGUCAGUGCCGUCCACGAAUGCCCUCUCUCUCUCCUCCCCUGCAUUGAUCCCAGGUUGAAGGUGGCGUUGGAGAAGAUGGGAAUCUCUUCACUUUUCCCAGUUCAGCUUGCAGUUUGGCAGGAGACUGUUGGCCCGGGAGGUUUCGAGCGCGAUUUGUGUGUUAAUUCUCCAACUGGAAGUGGGAAGACUUUAGCUUAUGCAUUGCCAAUUGUACAAAUGCUGUCGACGCGCUCUGUGAAAUGUCUUCGUGCGCUCGUGGUGCUGCCGACUCGGGAUUUAGCAUUGCAGGUGAAAGAGGUUUUUGCUGCAAUUGCACCUGCAGUGGGGUUAUCUGUUGGUCUUGCAGUUGGCCAAUCUUCUAUAGCUGAUGAAAUUUCAGAGCUUAUCAAUAGGCCUAAGCUUGAACUGGGUGUUAGAUUUGACCCUGAUGAUGUUUUGCCCGAGUUACGAAGUUCUGUGGACAUAUUGGUGGCUACCCCAGGAAGGCUAAUGGACCAUAUAAAUAACACUAAAGGAUUUACACUUGAGCAUCUCUGUUAUCUUGUUGUUGAUGAAACAGAUCGAUUGCUAAGGGAGGCAUACCAGUCUUGGCUACCCACUGUGCUUCAAAUCACUCGCCCUGACGAUGAAAGUUUCCUUCCCUGUGCUCAAAAUUUUCUACCUUCCCCAUUUGGUUCCUUAAAAACCAUAAGGAGAUCUGGUCUUGAGAGGGGGUUUAAGGGUAAAUCUUACCCCAGGCUUGUGAAGAUGGUUCUGUCAGCCACGCUAACCCAGGAUCCAAGCAAACUUGCUCAGCUAGAUCUGCAUCAUCCUUUGUUCUUGACAACUGGACAAAAGCGUUAUCAGCUUCCAGAAAAGUUACAGUCCUACAAACUGUUAUGCGAAUCAAAAUACAAGCCAUUAUAUUUGGUUGGGCUCCUACAAAGUUUAGGAGCAGAGAAGUGCCUUGUUUUCACAUCCUCUGUGGAGUCAACUCAUCGUCUAUGCACCUUAUUGAACUCUUUUGAUCAUCUGCCUUUCAAGAUUAAGGAGUAUUCAAGCCUUCAACGUCAAUCUGUUCGAAGCAAGACAUUGAAGGCAUUUCGGAAAGGGGAGAUUCAAGUACUCGUUUCAUCUGAUGCAAUGACUCGUGGAAUGGAUGUUGAAGGGGUGAGGAAUGUCAUUAAUUAUGAUAUGCCUCCAUACAUAAAGACAUACAUACACCGUGCAGGUCGGACAGCAAGAGCAGGCCAAAAUGGUUGUUGCUUCACACUGUUGCGUAAAGAAGAGGUUAAGCGUUUCAACAAGCUAUUACGCAAAGCUGAGAAUAACUCUUGCUCUAAAUACUCUGUUCCUUCUAGUUACAUUGAACCACUCCACUCUAUCUAUGAAUCUGCACUGGAGAAAUUGAAAGAGACUGUUGAAAUGGAAACAUCCCGGAAGAGAAAGCGGUGAAAGGAAACAAAACAGAGCAGCCGCGAAAAGAGAGUAAUUACUGAAGCAAGUUCCGCGUAAGAGUUAAGGUUUGUGGAGGGGUAAAUGUGAAGGUGAACUCCCCUCAGUGUACAUGCUUCAUAGUUGGUGUAACAAUUAGUAUGUUAGCAACCAUUUAUAAACUUUUUACCACCAAA